Molecule: messenger RNA, 441 nt
Organism: Prorocentrum cordatum
Lineage: Eukaryota; Dinophyceae; Prorocentrales; Prorocentraceae
Source: the annotation of a GenBank genome assembly
AUGCUGAAGGGGCAGCUGCAGCAGAACCACACGAACCGCCUGCUCCAGUGGUUCGAGGUACUGGCGAAGACCAUCGAUAUCGCCGGCUCGCAGGAGGUGAGCGGACACUUCCCGGACGUCUGGGGGCAGAUCAACGCGUACUUGGAGCAGGCCGUGCGGACCAACAGCUGGCUCCGGGAGGAGCAGCAGAGCUCCCUGCUGCAGGACUCCCUGGCGUGCCUGAGGAACAAGCUGAACGCAAAACAGUCAAGACCGACCGCCGCCCGGGCUGCCCGAGCCGUCCUCCGGGCUGCCCAAGGGCAAGGGCGCCCCGCCCUCGUGAGCGAACGGCCUCGGCGGCGGACCCGCGCCCCCCCCCGCCGCGGCCGUGCGGGGCCGCCGCGGGCGGCGAGCUGCCUCUGCUUCCCUGAGGCGACGCUCUGCUCCAGCCGCGGGCCGUGA